Colius striatus (speckled mousebird) is the source of this 710-nucleotide messenger RNA. It is a transcript of the gene MRPS26, whose product is annotated as mitochondrial ribosomal protein S26. The coding region runs from base 14 to 628 and encodes 204 amino acids. The transcript has 4 exons. The record is from RefSeq and is a predicted model, not a curated record. NCBI's taxonomy places the organism in Eukaryota, Metazoa, Chordata, Aves, Coliiformes, Coliidae. Gene Ontology annotation, cellular component: mitochondrial small ribosomal subunit.
UUGCCGCGGGGCCAUGUUGCGGGCGCUGAGGCCGGUGCUGGGCCCGGCGCUGGGUUCCGCCGCCGCCCCGGGGCGCGUCGGGCUCGUCCCGGCGCGGGGCCGCAAGACGCGGCACGACCCCCCCGCCAAGUCCAAGGCGGAUCGGCUGAAGCUGCCGCCGCCCGUCGACCCCGAGGAGCUGCUGGUGGUGACGGAGCGGUACCGCCUGCACCGCCUCGUGCUGCGCGCCCUGCGGGCUGACUUCAAGCUGGAGGUGCUGCAGAGGAAGCGAGAGGCGCAGCAGGCCCAGGAGGACUCGGCAGCGCUGAGCCAGGAGCAUCAGCUGCUGAUGGCCUGGAACGCCCAGGAGAACGCCCGGCAGCGGGCGCGCAGAGAGGAAAGAAUCAGGAAAGAAGAGGAAGAGGAGAAGAGGCGCAAGGAGGAGGCAGCAGCCAGCAUGGCGCAGAAGCUAGAGGCAUUGCUGAAGGAGAAGGAGAAGGAGGUUCUGCAGCUGCAGGAGGAAGCCCAGACCUUCAUCACCCCCGAGAACCUGGAGGAGAGGAUCGAGGAGUGCCUGAACAACCCCCGCAACCACAACUUCGCCAUCGACAGGGACGGGCGCGUCGUCAGGCGCACAGUGCUGUCCUAGGGCUCUGCCCACAGCCCUGCCACGGCCCCUUCCUUCCCCUUGGCACCCAUAAAGCCCUCCUGGAAUCCUUGGAGGAGGCCAA